UUAACUUGUUAGACGCAGUCUAAACAAUUCAUUGUCAAUUUUCGUUUCGGUUUGACAAGAUCGGUGUGUUGUUUUUUGUCGAAACAUGGCUGCAGUCAAUGCUUUGAAACUCACCGCAUUGAGAUUUCGGAUUGUACCUCAUGUUAUCAGUGAGGUCAAACAAACGCGUUAUGUUAUCGUCAGUGGGAACCGUGCCAUUUCAUCGUAUUUUGGCCGGGAAAAGCUGGUUGGGAGAGAUGAAUCCAGCAUGUUUUUAGGUGGAAGCUCCCGUUGCUAUGGAAGCGACGCCUGUGCAACGAACAAAUUCGACAAAACCUGCAUCGAUCCCAGCCUGGUGGCCAACUACGAUGAAAUCGUCGAUCUGCCAAACCACCCGGAGAAGUUGCUGAUCGAUGUCCGACAGCCGGAGGAAUUGGCCGCCACCGGAGUCAUUCCGACCAGUAUCAACAUACCACUGAAAACCGUUCGCGAUGAGCUUAAGUUGGACGAUGGAGCAUUCCAGGCCAAAUAUGGAAGGAAAAAGCCAACCGUGAAUGAUCCCAUUAUCUUUAGCUGUCGCUCUGGAGUUCGAGCUGGCCAAGCGGCAUUUGAAGCCGAUCAGUUGGGAUUCAAAAAUGUUAAAAAUUACGUCGGCUCUUGGCUGGAAUACGCCGAAAAGAAUGGUUUACCUCAGUAAAAGUGUGCAAUAAAAAUAACUUUUAAUAUUCGUAAAAAUUAUCUCUUUCAAUUCGUUACAGACAUUUUGAAUCGUAGAAGUUGACUUAUGUGUAUUGUAGAAUAAAGUUUUCAAAUUAUUGAA
Messenger RNA from Uranotaenia lowii, 799 nucleotides. RefSeq names its product rhodanese domain-containing protein CG4456-like. Lineage: Eukaryota; Metazoa; Arthropoda; Insecta; Diptera; Culicidae. The record is from RefSeq and is a predicted model, not a curated record. The transcript has 4 exons. Gene Ontology annotation, cellular component: mitochondrion. The coding region runs from base 86 to 676 and encodes 196 amino acids. Gene Ontology annotation, molecular function: thiosulfate-cyanide sulfurtransferase activity.